Eurypyga helias (sunbittern) is the source of this 1209-nucleotide messenger RNA. It is a transcript of the gene CACUL1, whose product is annotated as CDK2-associated, cullin domain 1. The transcript has 8 exons. The record is from RefSeq and is a predicted model, not a curated record. The annotation marks the transcript as partial. Gene Ontology annotation, molecular function: ubiquitin protein ligase binding. Gene Ontology annotation, biological process: ubiquitin-dependent protein catabolic process. NCBI's taxonomy places the organism in Eukaryota, Metazoa, Chordata, Aves, Eurypygiformes, Eurypygidae.
UAAUGAAUGUUAUAACAAUUGAAGACUAUAAGAGCACAUAUUGGCCAAAGUUGGACAGUGCCAUAGAUCAACUUUUAACUCAGAGUCCUGGUGACUACAUCCCUAUCUCCUAUGAACAAAUAUACAGUUGUGUGUAUAAAUGUGUAUGCCAGCAGCAUUCGGAACAGAUGUAUAGUGACCUAAUAAAAAAGAUAACUAACCACUUAGAGAGAGUCUCAAAGGAGCUGCAGGCCAGCCCUCCAGAUCUCUAUAUUGAAAGAUUUAACGUAGCUCUUGGACAGUAUAUGGGAGCAUUGCAGAGCAUUGUGCCUCUUUUCAUAUAUAUGAAUAAAUUUUACAUAGAAACCAAGCUUAACAGAGACUUAAAAGAUGACCUUAUAAAGCUGUUUACGGAACAUGUUGCAGAAAAGCACAUUUACAACCUAAUGCCUUUACUUUUGGAAGCUCAGUCAACGCCGUUUCAAAUAACUCCUUCAACCAUGGCAAAUAUUGUGAAAGGCCUGUAUACACUACGACCAGAAUGGGUACAGAUGGCACCAGCUUUAUUUUCUAAAUUCAUCCCAAAUAUUCUCCCCCCUGCUGUGGAAUCUGAGCUUCAGGAAUAUGCUGCUCAAGACCAGAAGCUUCAAAGAGAGCUUAUGCAGAAUGGAUUUACUAGAGGUGACCAGUCACGCAAGAGGGCUGGAGAAGAGCUGACUUACAAUGGUUCAUCAGCUUGUGCAAGCUCCAGGGGGUACAGAUAGUGAACAUACUGGAUCAGCUUCUAUUCCUAGCCAGAACAGACACUGGAGGAGCGCAGGUGGUAUCCGGAGCCUCCUUUGGCAACUGCUGAUACUCGAGCUCUGACAAGAACGAUGCCUCAAAGAAGAGUUUUGGACUUUCUUCUUUAUAUAAUAAAAAGUCUGUUGCUGCUACAAUUGGGAUGACUUUGAAAGACGUAAUUCCUUGGUCUGGCCUCUCAACAAGUACACGUUCUGCGAUUUUUGUGAGGAAUGCACCUUGAAAACCAAUCCUUUCAAAGUGGAAAUAGGCAGCCAAAAUCAGCAGCUUCCAAAAGCGUUAGAACGGAAGAAUCUUUUUUGCACUCUUUUCUUAAUAUUAAGGACAUUCUUAAAACUAGUUAAUACAUCAGUGUAUUAGUUUUUAAACUUCAAGGUAUUUUCUGGAGCUUUUACUUUAAUAAUAAGAAUAAAGUUUCAUUAUUUUGCA